AUGGGCCGCUACGGACCUAUGAGUGGCUUCAAAAGCAAUGGAAAUAGGAGCCGAGGAGGUGGACGAUACAAUAAUGAUCAGACCGAUGAUUUUUUUGAGGACAGGAAGAAAGAGCGAGAUGCCAUUGAGUUUAGCAUUUGGGCAGACAUUCCCAGUCCUGUGCCGGUCAAGAAGAAGCCUACGAAGGCGAAACCCAUGCUGUCUCCAUUUAGGUCUAGAUCUAGGUCAGUUUUUGGAUCUAGAUCUAGUUCGUGUAAUGACUCGGAUGUUUCUGGCUCGGACACAGAAGAGGAGCGCCGUCGACAUCAAAAGAGCAAGCGGAAGGCCAAGUCCUCGCGUCGUUCUCAUAAGAAGAAAGGCGUAAAGAAGAGUAAAAAACACAAAAAGGAUCACAAAAGAAGCCGUAAAAGACGCAAACGCGCGCAUAGCGAGAGUAGCAGUGGCAGCAGUCACAGCGAUCAUGGCUCGGAUGUAUCAGUGGCUUCUGAUGGGAGAGUGCGCGUGGAUUACCGCGAUAGCACGAAUGACCUGAAUGAAAAUGAAAAGAAGCAAGCAAACAAGUUCAAGGAGGCGGUGCAAGGCUCUCGCCACGACAACGAUGAGGAAGAAGAGAUUGGACCAAAGCCGUUAGUGACAGCUGAAGAAACGGCGGCAUCGACGCUAAACUACGGCAAGGCGCUGCUGCCUGGUGAAGGUGCAGCGAUUGCUCAAUUUGUGCAAAAGAACAUGCGCAUUCCACGUCGUGGUGAAGUUGGCUGGAAUGGUGAGGAGAUUGAAAAUCUUGAGAAUCUUGGCUACGUGAUGAGUGGUAGUCGUCACAAACGCAUGAAUGCUGUCCGUAUUCGGAAAGAGAACCAAGUGUACACUGCCGAAGAGAAGCGAGCUCUAGCACUCAUUAAUUUUGAGGAGAAACAACAGCGUGAAAAUGCAAUUAUGAAUGAUUUCAAGGAGAUGCUGACGGAGCGGCUAACGAAGAAACAUGGAUCUCGACUUGUGGAAGACAUGGAGUCUUCAGCGAAGGACUAG
This is a messenger RNA of Peronospora belbahrii, 1026 nucleotides long. NCBI's taxonomy places the organism in Eukaryota, Oomycota, Peronosporomycetes, Peronosporales, Peronosporaceae. The record is from the annotation of a GenBank genome assembly.